Penicillium crustosum is the source of this 228-nucleotide messenger RNA. RefSeq lists its product as uncharacterized. NCBI's taxonomy places the organism in Eukaryota, Fungi, Ascomycota, Eurotiomycetes, Eurotiales, Aspergillaceae. The record is from RefSeq and is a predicted model, not a curated record. The coding region runs from base 1 to 228 and encodes 75 amino acids. The transcript has 2 exons.
AUGCCUCACCGAACAUCUAUAAUCCAUGAAGAUAUCGACAAUGACGGCCUGGUUAAUGAGAGACAUGUAACAGUCGGAAGGAUUCCCCGGGGGGACAAGGAUGAACAAGAGGAUGAAGAAGAAGAAGAAGAAGAGGAAGAAGAAGAAGAAGAAGAAGAAGAAGAAGAAGAAGAAGAAGAAGAAGAAGAAGAAGAAGAAGAAGAAGAAGAAGGGGCUUGCUUUCUAUAG